Molecule: messenger RNA, 1025 nt
Organism: Anopheles bellator
Lineage: Eukaryota; Metazoa; Arthropoda; Insecta; Diptera; Culicidae
Product: caspase-14-like
Exons: 5
Coding region: 141-893 (250 amino acids)
Biological process (GO): proteolysis
Molecular function (GO): cysteine-type endopeptidase activity
Source: RefSeq, a predicted model, not a curated record
CCACCACCGGCUAUAGAGAGGAAACCACCUAUGUGCUACAGGAACAGACAAGAAGCUACAGCACUUUCGGUUCUUCGCCGACGCCUGCACUGAGAAUAACGAGCGAUCGCACAACAUCCCCGAGCCCUCGUGCGUCAAUUAUGCCCAGACUGUCAGCAUCUUCUUCAAAUGGUCUGCCGAACAGCGCCAGCAACAGAGCGGUGCAAAAUGGAAAACUUGAUGAUGUGUAUGAUAUGACUGCAAAGGCGUAUGUGUUGGUGUUUCAUCACAAUAAAUUUAAAGACGCCUCGCACAACAGACUCGGCAGCGACAAAGAUAUGCGGAAGAUCAACGACUUCUUCAAGGACUACCGCUGCAUCGUUCGAAUGUGCAACGAUUAUCGACUGAAUCAAGUCCGCCGAACAAUGGACGAAGUUUCUAAAAUGAAUGUUGCGCCGUACUGCUGCGUGAUUGUUAUUAUAAUGAGCCACGGUAUGGAUGAUGAUACUAUUAUGGCUUAUGAUGGUGACAUGUAUUCGUUCGAAGAUGAUAUUGUCGAGAAGUGCACAUCGAACCCCAAGUUGGCAGGCAAACCGAAAAUAUUCAUUUUACAAGCCUGCCGCGGUGAUUCCAUAAUGCAAGCGGAUGCAAAGCGAACUACAAGCAACAAAUGUGAUAUUGUGACAUUCCAAAGCACUUAUAAAGGAAAUGUCGCUUAUCGAGAUCCGAAACAAGGUUCGGUGUUCAUACAACACUUGUUUGAUCAGCUGGACAAGAACAGGGAUGGCAGUAUAAUCGAAAUCAACACUCAGCUAAACUACAUCUUUAGAAAUAAUGGUAUUUCACAAUGUCCCACCAUGAGCAGCACCCUUCAGAAAAAAUUGAUUUUCGGGCAUCUUCGCAAAUCGAAAUGAAGCACACGGCGUCCGAGGCAAAUGUUUAGUAAGGAGCGCUACUAAUUUUAUGUUUGGUAUUGGGACACGAAAGCUGGAGUAAAUUCGAGACGAGUUGACCUGAACCUGGUGAGACGAGACGAGUGAACCUAG